UUCGCCACCCAGAAAUACUUCUCCAUGUAGCGUAGCUGUAGCACAACCCAUGUUUAUGUUGAGAGAAACCAUCUCUGAUAAAGAAACUAGAGAUUAUGUAGUUAAAAAAUAACACUGAGCAGCGUCUAAGGAUAUCUAGCUACUGUUACGAAUGCUGUGCCCAACAAACAUCAGCUAAAGUAACGUUAUAUUAGAGGUUUGGUGUGAUAAAGGUAGCAGUGAGCUAAACUGUUUCAUCACAAACAAACAUCCAGGUAAAACUUUGAAGAACCUUCUCCAGCUGUUUUCAAAAUGGAUGUCAGCAUUGCCGUGACGCUGAUUCGAGGCCAGAUGGGUGCCGUGGUUGAGCGAGCAGUGAACGGAGCGGUGGAGAUGGUGCUGGCUGAGAUGCUCAAAGUGGUCGGAAUCAAAUUUGAGGAGCUGAAAUCCCAAGUGGCGCUGAUGAAGAGGGACGUCACGUUGCUGCAGAGGGAAAAGGCCCAAAAAGAGAAGGAGAACGAUAACAUUCGGGCCAAGCUGCGCUACACCGAGCUGAAGCUGAAGUACUACAGGCAAGGAGUGGAGGAGGAGCUGCAGCAGAGAGCCUCUGCCUCCACUCUGGUCCGCAUCCACCCGCCCAGUUAUCUUCAAACACAGGGAGGUGCUGCAGGUGUUUCCUCCACCGAGGCCUCUCCAUCAUGCUCGUCUCAGAGCAGGACCUCUGAUGGACCACUGAUGAGAAACAAUAAAGGAUGCACCUCUCCACACAGCACGAGCAGGCGUGCCAUCAGAGUGCGCUGUCAUUCAGAUGUGGGAGUUGCCGGCUCUGACACGUCUGACUUGCUGCUGCCCGUCUCACUCUCUGUGAACACACCAACAGAAUCUCUGGACAGCAGUACAGUGUUGUUCUGUACCCCAGAGCGGGACACGGCUCCGAUCAAGGAUCAGGAGGACGACUGUGAGUGGGCCAUCACUCUGCAGUCACAUACAGAAGGUGUGGACGCUGUCGUUGUCCCUCCUCCUGUCCAGGCCCUCGCUGUGGAUCCAGGGCAGCAGUCAGCCGCUGGCUCUCUGUCCCCUGAUGGUUCCACCCAGGCCGAUAGCUCCACUCUGCCUUCCUCUGCUCCACAGGUGAAGCAGGAAGCCCCGGAGCAGCAGGAGCAGGAGGAGGAGGUGAUCUGUAUCAAGGAGGAGCCAGAGGACAUGGAGGAGGUGAUGGCCACCCUUCUGCGGGACUGCCAGGUGCAGCAGGGUCAUCUUGCAGAGUCGGAGGGUCAAAGGUCAGUGACAGAGUGGUCAGGACUUUCAGCAUGCCAGAGAAAUCACACUGCAGCCUUCAGCUCAGCCGGACCAAACACCUAUCAGAUGACUCAGCCGGUGGCCUCCCUGCAGUCGAUGGUAGCUUUGCCAUCCGGCAUCCCACCUCGCCAAGCGGUGCGGCCCUGGACUAAAGACCUCAGUCUUUAUGAGGAAUACAAACUACGCAGGAAUGAGCUCCGCAGGCGAAGCAUCAACAGACGCAGAGAGCUGGAGAAGACACUGCCUCAGCCGCUGCUCGCAGAUCUGGUGCGAGACCGUCGAGAGAAGACCAGACUGAGGGUGGCCAGAUGGAGGGCAAAAAGGAAACUCCAGGCCUGUAUUAAUCAGGAUCAGGCUCUAGGUGGCGCUGCAGGUCUUUCUCAAACCGGCUUCCCCAUCAGCAGCCAGCAUCAGCCGCUCAGAGUGACUUGUGCUGCCACCUCCAGCAGUCAGCACAGACAGAGCUCAGCGCUGCUGCAGUCCAACAGCUUCCUCAACAACAUGUCAGCAGCACACAGCAUCUCUGCCACUCUCCCCUUCAUACCCUCGUCCUCUUCCUCCUCCUCGCCUCUGCUCCUGAGAGGCCCCAACAUGGCUCCACAUCAGCACACAGUGACAGUGACAUCAUCAUCAUCAUCAUCAUCAUCAUCCUCCUCCUCCUCUUCCUACCCCCACGUCAGCCUAUUGCAGCAGAGUAUCUCUCUGACAGACGCAGAUAUUUUGCAGUGACAUGUUUGAGGGCAGAGCUGUGCACGGAGAGAUUUUUUAAGAAUGUGGAUGUCAAAUACGUCGUUGUUGGGGUUCAGGAAAGGUCAAUCAAACAGUCAUCGAAACUUUGGGCUGAUUCGUUGGGCUUUACCGAAUAGUUUGAAGCUUCAUUCAUAACGGUGACGAACGAACAAAUUCUAAAUCAACAGACGAAUGCUGUGCAUAUCUAACGAAAUAUUCUGCUUCGAUCCAUACUUGAAAAACAUUUUCACUGUGGUGAAAAAAACAGUUUGCUCUCUCUCUUGCCGCACAUAAAGGGAGUCACGCACUGACGAGCUAUAUUCAUUAAAGAAAGUUGAUUUAAUAAAAAACGAUUCACUCAUUUAAUGCGAUAAAUCACUUUAUUCCAAUUGAGAAGUUUGUUUGAGGAUUUUUUAAAUAACUUUUUAGGGUGAUAAUGGCAUAAAAUAUGGCAACAGACAUUUGAAGCUUCAUUUGAAAACCUCAAUAGAAGCCCUAUAUGUUAAAAAAAGACAUUCGGUACUGCCCUACUGAUUUCAAUGUGUGUGUGUGUACUGUGUUUUAAUUCAUGAUGUAUCUUCAUCAGAUCAAACUAAGUCGCCUUAUUUCUACCUACAUGCACAGACAAAACAAUCAAAGCAACUGAUAAGAACACCUUAUCUGUACUCUCAUUUUACAUCAGUUACACAAAACAUCCAAUAUCAGUAGAAGAAGGAAACAUACACAUUAUUUUAAUGUGUAUAUGUAGAAACCUUCAAAAGCAAAUCUUUAUCUCUUCUGUACAUGUUCACUGUUGAUGUAUUUUAAAGUGAAAUGUUUGUUUGAUUUGACAUAUAGUGCAACAGGGACAAUUUAUCAUUAUGUUUUUCAGUGUGCAUGUCACCAUAGAAGAAUAUGCCUUACAAGCUGAAUUACACAAGCAGGCAGGUAAUGGCAGACAAGCAACAGGUAGCUGGUAGAAGGAAAACAGGUAAAUCCAAAAUGCUGGUGGCGGGGAAUAAACUAGAAAUCCUAAGCACUGCGAAAACUAGGAAAUAUCAGCUAGAAUGUUACAUACUGGGUGAGAUGCUGAUGAUCUGACACUGAGACAAGGAAAACACACAGGGAAAAGCCUUUGCUGCAGGAUCUGGCUGGUUAUUACCUCAAUGAAGCACACCUGGGGCCGGUGCGGUUGCUGACACAGCUGCUGGUUUGGGUUUAAUUUGCUGCAGACAUUUCACACAUCCAUACAUGCUUACAUGACUGAUUUAAUGACUACCAUGUUUGUUCUGUUCUGUAUUAUUAUUUUGUAAAUAAAUAUGGUUAUUCAUCAUG
Messenger RNA from Sebastes umbrosus (honeycomb rockfish), 3321 nucleotides. RefSeq lists its product as uncharacterized. The coding region runs from base 292 to 2007 and encodes 571 amino acids. NCBI's taxonomy places the organism in Eukaryota, Metazoa, Chordata, Actinopteri, Perciformes, Sebastidae. The record is from RefSeq and is a predicted model, not a curated record. The transcript has 10 exons.